This is a messenger RNA of Pseudomyrmex gracilis, 1827 nucleotides long. It is a transcript of the gene TTLL15, whose product is annotated as tubulin polyglutamylase TTLL7. Bases 285 to 1805 code for a protein of 506 amino acids. The record is from RefSeq and is a predicted model, not a curated record. Gene Ontology annotation, biological process: protein modification process. The transcript has 5 exons. Lineage: Eukaryota; Metazoa; Arthropoda; Insecta; Hymenoptera; Formicidae.
UUUGAGAAACACAUUUCGAAACGCACAGAAAUUGCGAAAUAGGUAUGUCUUCUAUUGUAUUUUAAAUCGUAAAGCCGCGCACCUUUCACGGCCACGAAAGAUACACAAUUAUCGGAUUUAAAUCAAAAGUCUGGAGAAACCGGUUACGCAAUGAGCGUUCCAUGUGGGAGACGCUUCGUGAAUAAGAUCCAACGGUACUUUCACACGACGUUUAUUCAUUGCGUCAAAGUCGUUACAGAACGAACGCUCCAGUCGCUUCUAGUCGCUUUUAAGUUAAAUUUACUAUGUCAGAUGAAAAGAAACAUGAGAAAGAUCGGAAUGAAAAGAAAAUACGAUAUACUGUAAGAAGAAAAAUUAUGGAUCUAAAAAUGAAGACUCUUCUGAAGAUUGUUCUGUCUUCUGUAAUUGGUCCGUUGAUUCUCUACGGCAUGUUUUUCCUGUACUUGAAUCAUCAAACAUAUUUGAAACAUCUAUCUGAAGAACCGAUAAAGGAAGAUCGACCGAAGUUCUGGGUUUACGCAAAGAACAACGAUACCGGUUACUUGAAACACGUGUACGCGGUGCUUCAACGACUCGGUUUUCAGAAGAGCAACAACGAGUCCAACUGGGACUUGUUGUGGGCUCACGAUUAUCCAUUUCGCGUUUUGUUCGCGAGUUUAAAUAGACUCCAGGAGCACCAGCUUGUCAAUCAUUUUCCCGGUUGCGGCUAUAUCACGAACAAGGUGGAUCUCUCCACAUCACAUGGCCGGUAUAUACCGGCGGCCUUCAAAAUGCCCGACGACCGCCAGGCUUUUCUCGAUUAUAUCAAAUCAAAUCCGUCAAAGCAAUUCGUACAAAAGUCCAACGAUCAUCGAGGCAUUCGCAUUUGCGACAAUAGCAACGUAAAUUUUACUGCUGGCACGUUUAUUCAGGAAUUCAUCGAACAGCCGUUUCUCGUGGACGGUUACAAGUUUGACAUCGGUGUGUACACCGUCAUCACGUCCGUGGAUCCGUUGAGAGUUUACGUGUACAAGGCUGAUGUGCUCUUCCGUUUUUGUCCGAUCAAAUACUAUCCGUUUGAUCCGGAGAUACUGGACAAGUAUGUGGUCGGCGACGAUUAUCUGCCAAUCUGGAACGUGCCAUCCUUGAAAAGAUACUAUACCGAGCUCGGUUAUUCGAUGAAGGACUCGUUUGACGCUUACGUCAGAGAGCAAGGAAAGAAUCCGUCGGAGAUGUGGGAUCGAGUGUACGACGCCAUCCGGGAGGUUGCGUUGAUGAAGGAAGCACAGAUCAGAGAGGUUUCCAAACGCUUCGGCAAUGGCAGAAACUUCUUUGAACUUGUGAGAUUUGACUUAGCUCUUGACGAGGAUCUGAACGUCUACAUGAUGGAGGCGAACAUGUCACCGAACUUGUCUUCUGCGCAUUAUCCGCCAAAUCAGUUGCUUUACGAGCAGGUCAUAUUCAAUACGUUCGCGCUAGUCGGUAUUGGUAAAAGAAUCAAAACAGAAUCCUUGAGAACUAGAAAUAAAGCGGAGAAGGAAAUGCAAGUAGCGAAUAAGAAUAUCGUGGUAUUACCGGAGCUUUGCAAGGAAUGCGCAGACUGUUUUCGCGUGGAGUGCCAAUUGUGCAGACCGUGCUUCACGCCAGAAACAGAGCUCAUUUUGUCGCGGAGCUAUCUUGAGCAUCAAAACCAAAUGGAUUUUCAAAGAAUAUUCCCACCUCCGAUAACGAAGGAUAUGGUGCUGAAAGAUUACACACUGAGAAAUCAAUUACUCGUCAGGUGGUACCAGGGUAAGUGCGAAUUGGAUAAAACAUGGUGCAGAUAACGUUAUCAACACGAUAAAGCCA